Molecule: messenger RNA, 776 nt
Organism: Spodoptera litura
Lineage: Eukaryota; Metazoa; Arthropoda; Insecta; Lepidoptera; Noctuidae
Gene: mRpL40
Product: mitochondrial ribosomal protein L40
Cellular component (GO): mitochondrial large ribosomal subunit; mitochondrial ribosome
Source: RefSeq, a predicted model, not a curated record
UAGUAAAACGGAACGUACAGUAGUGUUUAUUCUAUUUGUGGAUCUAUUUAUUUUAAUUUUGAUUUAAAAUACUAUUUUAAUAGAUAAGUGGUGUGAAAACCAUGUUUAAUUUAUCGUUAUUAAGACAAUUUUCAAGGUUGGCAAUAUGUCCCGCCAUAAAGAUACCUAUUAGCAGUAGAAACAUUACAACGACUGCAGCAGUUCAAUUUAAAAUUACAGAUCAACUAUGGGCUGAACCGAUGAAAAAGAAGAAGAAAAUCGAUCCAGCGAUUGUGAAGGCUCGUGAGGAGAGGCGUCGUAAGAAAUUAGAGAAACAGAUCAGAAGGCUGGAGAAGAAUGCUAGACAGUUGAAGCCUAUUGAUGAGAUGGAAGUACCUCUUGAGCUGCUCGAUAACUUCAGCAAACGAAAGAGGCCACAGCCUAAGUUGUCAGCAGAAGUGAUAGAGGCCCGUGCACUUCUACAAAAGGACUGGGCGAGGUACAAGAAGGAGGAGUAUAUGGCAAACGUGGCUCAAGUGGAUAGAAUCAUGGGGGCGCAGCGUAGAGCCCUGGAGAAACUGCUUGAAGAAUCUGAGGAUUUGUAUAAUGAAGCCAUUAUGCCUGACUUGCAGUUGAUUCCUUACGAAGUGAGUGGCACAGUGGCGACACCUGCAAUUAAAGACUACGCCACACCCGACGGCGAAUACUUUGAUGUAUCUAAGAAGUGGGACAAUUAGUCUACAUUGUUCUUUAGAUAAUAAUAUAUUAGUGUAAUAAACGUUAUGUUACAAUUUUAA